CAGCGCGUGCUCGGUCGCCCUCCGCUCCCCGUCCAGCGCACUCCGCUCCGGUCAGGCCCGGCCACCUGCCGCCCGGUCACUUUCUGACUCUCUCCGGCCUAGCCCGUCAGGUCUUGGAGUGCUCAUUAGCGUCUCCCAGAACUUUCCGGGGAGCGCGCGGAGGCCGCUCCCGGCCGGGCGGUAAUUAAUGGAUGGCUGGGAGUUGAUGUAUAAAUAUACAUUCAGAAAUGUUUUGCCACCUGAGACCUGUGAGAAGGUUAUGUCUAGAGAAGAUAUUUCCACACAGGUGUCUCUACUCAAGAGCUUUAUCGGGAGCUGAAGCGGUCAAUGCCUUGAGGCCAUUCUAUUUUGCAGUACAUCCAGAUUUCUUUGGACAACACCCCAGAGAGAGGGAAGUCAAUGAAAAUUCUCUUAAGAGAUUAAGUGUCUACUUAGAAAAUCUCCAGAAGCCAGGCUUCAAGUCUUUGAAACCAACUCAGCUUACAUUUUAUGUAAGAGAAACAGAGCAGAACGCCUCUGAAAGCCAGGAACCCUUUAGCACAUCCGGAUUUCGAGCAGUCAAAUUUACUUUGCACACCAGAGAUCUGCUAAGCACAGUAUUAUAUAUUCUCAACUCCUGCAGUUUGUCUGUUGAGCAUAUCCAAAGCUUGAAUUCUAAUGUGUACUCUCAGCGUCUCAAAGAGACUAAAAGGCUGGCUGACAGGCCCAUCAAGUGGGACAAGUCUUAUUACUACUUCACUGGAUUCAAGGACCCUCAUGAAGACCUUGAACAAGUCUCAAGAAUGGAAACAACCCUCACCUUCCAGACUGCUCACAUAGACUUCCUGAGAAACCUGUGCUUGGCCCUCUUCCCUGUGGCCACUCCUUCUUACGUAGCACUCGGUACAAGGAAUCCUGGGUCUUGUGCUGUUUCCUUGCACCCCCGCUGGAGAGCAGGGCCUCCUCUCAUAAUCUACAGCCCAGGUGCCCAGUUCAGCGCUGAACUUUUUGAAAGAUUGCCAAGUUAUUUUGACCUUCAGAGGAGGCUGAUGCUCUUAGAAGACCAAAUAAGCUAUCUUCUGGGCGGCAUACAAGUGGUUUAUAUCGAAGAAUUGCAGCCAGUUUUGACACUUGAAGAGUAUUAUUCUCUUCUUGAUGUGUUCUAUAAUCGACUGUUGAAAAAUAGAAUACCCUUUCACCCUCGAAGUCUACGUGGUUUACAAAUGAUCCUUAACAGUGACAGAUACACUCCAAGCUUGCAUGAACUCGGGCACUUUAACAUCCCAAGCCUCUGUGAUCCAGCAAACCUCCAGUGGUUUAUUCUAACCAAAGCCCAGCAGGCAAGAGACAACAUGAAAAGAAAAGAAGAGCUAAAGGUUAUUGAAAAUGAAUUGAUAGAGGCUUCAACGAAGAAAUUUUCUCUGGAAAAGUUUUAUAAGGAGCCCAGCGUUUCUACUAUACAAAUGGUGGAUUGUUGUAAGAGACUUCUAGAACAGUCGCUGCCGUACCUCCGAGGGAUGCACCUGUGUAUCUCACAUUUUUAUUCUGUCAUGCAAGACGGAGAUGUUUGUAUUCCUUGGAACUGGAAGGAUGGGGAAGCCGUUAAGUAACACAGAAAUCUGCAUUAUUUUUUGAAGAGCAAGAGACCGUUAAACUUAUUUAAAUCCACAUUUAAUAUAUAACAGUAUUAUUUACAUACUAUAAGAACAAAGUUUCUAACUACUGCUCUAAAAGUAGACCUUUUGGGGCGCCUGGGUGGCUCAGUCGGUUAAGUGUCUGGCUUCGGCUCAGGUCAUGAUCUCACGGUUC
Messenger RNA from Suricata suricatta (meerkat), 1788 nucleotides. It is a transcript of the gene TCAIM, whose product is annotated as T cell activation inhibitor, mitochondrial. Gene Ontology annotation, cellular component: mitochondrion. NCBI's taxonomy places the organism in Eukaryota, Metazoa, Chordata, Mammalia, Carnivora, Herpestidae. The record is from RefSeq and is a predicted model, not a curated record. The coding region runs from base 228 to 1589 and encodes 453 amino acids. The transcript is spliced from 9 exons.